AUGCAGUUCUUUAUGGACGUCGAUCUCAUCUCGGCACCCCGCAGGCCACCUCCUCCGCCGGCGGAUACGCCUCUGCGGCUGCCACAUCUCCCGGCGGACAUCCUCAUGGAGAUCUUGUCCCGCCUGGGCGACGCCGUCGCCGUCGUCCGCUGUGCGGCCACCUGCAAAGCAUGGCGCCGCCUCAUCCUAGAGCCGUCCUUCCCCUCACCCCUCCUCGGAUUCUUUUUCCGGGACACUUCUCCAAAGCGACCCCGUCGCCGCCGGUACCUUGGCCGUCCCACGCGAUUCCUCCUCAUCGGCCGCCCUCAUUCCGUCUUCGACUUGUCCCACUUCUUGCCGAACGCGGCUGGCCUCAGUGGAUUCGACGCCGUCGCGUCAGGCGGACAUGGGCUUCUUGCGCUCCGCCGUGUCAAGGGCUACUCCUGCGACUCCAUCAGGAUCUGUGUCUGCAAUCCCAUGGCCGGGACCUCCACCUUUCUCCCCCCUCUCCCUGUCCCUGACAUAUCGUUCCUCGAGAGCCUAGAAUUUCUGGACGGAGAUGGCUCCUCUUUCCGCUUGCUUGCAUCGAUGAAAAGAUAUCCAGACGCACACGCACCAGACGAGAUCCUCCUGCGCGUCUUCUCCUCCCAAACAGGACAGUGGGGCAUGGCGGUGACAGCCCAACUGCCUGACAACAUGGCGGUCUACCUCUGCUUCCCUGCCGUCGUCCACCAUGGCGACAUCCACUGGAUAUGCUACAACCGUCGGUUCGCGGUGGACGCAGUGCUGGCCGUGCGCCUCGGCCAGACCGAGGCGUCGGCGCGCCGAAUUGACCUUCCGCUGCAGGCAGGGAAGAACCGCCACAACGCAAACUCACUUCGCCUGUUCAGUUCAGCUUUGGGGUGUCUCUCUUUGGUUUCUGUGGAUAAACCUGUCAUCUCCAUCUGGAAUUUCCAAGACGACGGCACCGGCGCCAAGUCGUCAUGGGCGCUUCACAAGACGGUACAUCUCAUGUCCGAUCCUUUCGCACUUUGCAGGCCCUCUAUCGCAGCACUGUGCGACCAGAGCGGCUCCUUGUUCUUGACUCAUGCAGGCAGUGGCCUUUUCAUGGUGAACCUCGAGACAGGGAUGACGUCCAAAGUAUGCGAUGCCUUUUGCGACAAGUACGAGUGCCCAUACAUGCCGGAUUUGAGGUCUUGCCUGGGAGCCAUGAAAAGUUUUUGA
Lolium rigidum is the source of this 1203-nucleotide messenger RNA. RefSeq lists its product as uncharacterized. The coding region runs from base 1 to 1203 and encodes 400 amino acids. The record is from RefSeq and is a predicted model, not a curated record. The transcript has 2 exons. Lineage: Eukaryota; Viridiplantae; Streptophyta; Magnoliopsida; Poales; Poaceae. Gene Ontology annotation, molecular function: protein binding.